AUGAAUGAUUGGAUCGAAGAAUUCGCCGUCGAAGAUGACUCGAAAACUUUCGAUAAAAAACCAGAUCGCAUAUACGGUCUACACGAAACCAAGAACAUUGGAGCACGCCUUCGUAAAGAAUAUGCUCAUGGAUCGCGUCCGGGGGCGCAGCAGUUGGUCUCAGAGGUAUUUCGAACGAGCACCAAUCCCGACAACGGCGGUGUGCCCUUGCAUUUUCCAUUCCUCAUCCAUGAGGCGAAGAGUGAGAAAAGUGCGAACAGCUUUGAGGAGAUAGAGAUACAGACGGCACUGCCGAUCAAGCGGGCGCUUCAAAUUCAACAUACUCUAAAAGAACUUCCUGGCAACACAGUGGAUGUUCCAGGCGGACCCUUAGUAUGGUUCACGGCCAACAGGGGAGAGACCUGGCGCGUCUACGCAGGGACGGUCUACAAGGACGAUGGCCGCACAAAUUACCGUAUCUCUCAGCUUUGGGAAGGAAGUAUAAACAACCAUGACGAGGCUCUUCAGCUCAUCCUGAUCGUUGACUUUAUGGUUGAUUGGGCCCGCGACGUCUAUCGACCAAGCAUCCUCAUGCAGCUGAAAGUACUCGGUACUGCCGAUACGAGCCGAACAAUGUCAUUCUCACUCGACACUGAUAUAUAUUCGCUUCGCGGCAACGUCAAUCCUUGGAUUGAGGACCAAGAUUCUGCACUUGCCCGGAUGGAAGAGCCUGAGAUAAUUGAGAUCUCCCGACACAAUUUCAGCGAGUCUUUCCAUGACCACUGGAAGCAAAUUCAGAUGCCUUUGGGGAUCGUACACAGUGCCAGGAAUAUCGAGUCUCGUUUCAGAGCACUCUACAUAUCGCGCGACAAUCUUGGAACACUCUUACAAAGCUUCAACAACCCAGUUGACGAGAUUGAGUUUGCCCGAAACCUUUUGGCCAUUACGCCUUUUCGUCUUGAGGCCGAAGAGGUUGUAGAUUCGAUCGAGGAUAUUUGGACGGGAGGGCUGAGGCCGACUCCUCCAAGACCCACGGAAGGCAAGAAGGUUGAAGUUUACGCCCAGCUUCGACUUUCUUACUUCAUCGAUUCCUCUUGGGGAUUAGUCAGGGAGCUGACGCUGCUCGCGAUAGAGGAGGACGUCGUCGACAGUCUUCGCAAGAUAUCAAACUGUAUUGAACGAUAUCCGCCACAUCGUCCUGUCUAUUACUGGCCUAAGAACCGGCUCCUUGCAGCAUUGCAGACUGUGCUGCGCUCGAAUUUUCAAGAUGACUUCAAAGACUGCCUACAGCGACGUACUUUUGCUUUCACCCAUUUGAAUGAGCCACCGGCAUUUGGGCCACAUCAUCCCAAGAACCACUCAGUUUUGAGUCCAGAUUGGGCACAAGAUGGUCCAUCGUCUAGAGCUUACAGUAUCGUGCAUGCGAUCUAUGGAGUGCAUUGCGUGGGCCGUCGCACGCCACAUGAGCACUUCUUGCGAGUUUCUUCUCGCAGCCACCUUCAUUCGCGCACCAGAGUUUCCCAUUCCGGUGAAGACUUUUUGACCACGAAAUCGGGAUGGGAGAUGAGCCUGCUCUAUUCUCCCGUCCCUGAUAGCGCUAAUCUUAGCGAGGGAAACAAACAGACGCUCUGCCUUUAUGUCCUUCCUAGGAGCAACAAAACCAGUAACGAACAACAGCCGUCUAUACAAGAGAUUGCCAGCGGAUUGGCUCAAUUUCUUUUCCAUCGUCGCGUCGUCAGAUGCUACCGAGGAGGCAAAUCUCCACCAACAGAUUCUCCUUGGAAGGACAACGACCUGAAUUACUCGUUCUGGCUAGACGUGGGCACUCCCAGGCUAGGUGUGAAGCACGAAGAAUUGAUUAUCUCUAUCAUCACUUGGAUCCGCGACCUACGGCCAAAAUCAGAUCUUCUGCGGAUUACCGACGCAUACAUGGCAGAAUGUGAAUUCAUGCCAGGAGCCAGUACUUCGAUUGAAGAGUGGAUAGCCUCUCUUGACGCCGAGGUCGGCUCGGAAACUUCCACAGCUGACGAGAGCAUGCGAGGAGUAGUGCUCACCGGCAUAGCAAAGCGGCCUAUGGCAACUCGCAGACGCCUCGAUCAUUUGAAUGCACGAAUCAUUGAUUUGGAUGUAGCGACGCCCGCUUCUGUGGCUCCGUUACAGUCGGAUAGCAAAAUAGAGGACUGA
Molecule: messenger RNA, 2163 nt
Organism: Parastagonospora nodorum SN15
Lineage: Eukaryota; Fungi; Ascomycota; Dothideomycetes; Pleosporales; Phaeosphaeriaceae
Exons: 3
Coding region: 1-2163 (720 amino acids)
Source: RefSeq, a predicted model, not a curated record